AUGACUCCCGACAAGUCAAUAUCGCCGCAGGAACUGCGUCACCACUGGGUCAAUCGAGACGAGAUCGCCUUGCUCGACGUGCGCGAAGAAGGACCCUAUUCCGACGCCCAUCCGCUUUUCGCAUUGAGCGUGCCCGUCUCUGAAAUUGAGGAGAAAUUGCCGCCCCUGGUGCCGCGACUGUCGACGCCCGUGGUGGUCUAUGAUGAUGGCGAGGGUUACGUGGAUCGAGCAGUCGCUCGCAUUACGGCAUUGGGGUAUUCCCAUGUAUCAAUCCUGGACGGCGGCCUCUCGGGCUACGCCCGAGUGGGAGAGGUCUACCGCGAUGUCAAUGUGCCCUCCAAGGCAUUCGGCGAAUUGGUCGAAUCAAUCCGGCAUACCCCAUCGCUGGCCGCGCCGGACGCAAAAAAAUUGCUCGAUCAGAACCCCGACGUCGUGGUGCUCGAUGCCCGACGCUAUGAAGAAUAUCACACCAUGAGCAUCCCCGGUGGCCGCAGCUGUCCUGGCGGCGAGCUACUAUAUCGCGUCUUCGAGGCCGCGCCGUCUCCCGAGACGACCGUGAUUGUGAACUGCGCCGGUCGCACCCGAAGUAUCGUGGGUACACAGUCCCUGCUGAACGCGUCUGUCCCCAACAAGGUCGUCGCGCUGCGAAAUGGAACGAUCGGCUGGACGCUGGAAGGUCUGCAGCUGGAGCAUCGUCGCGAGGAACGGGCUCCGCCGCCCUCGCCGGAGGCAUUGCGCAAGGCACGACGACAUGCCGAGGCCUGGGCACAGCACGUUGGUGUGGUGACGGUGGAUGGGUGUCAAGUCGGCCAGUGGGCAUCGGAAUCCCGCACCUUGUACCUGCUCGACGUGCGGGAUCCGAGCGAGUAUACCCAGAGUCAUGCGAAGGGCUUCGCGAAUGCGCCCGGUGGUCAAUUGGUGCAGGCGACUGACGAAUGGGUGGGUGUACGUGGUGCGCGCAUCGUCCUCUACGAUACCGACGGCAUUCGUGCGCGUAUGACGGCCAGCUGGCUCUUGCAGCUUGGAUGGGAGGUGUAUGUGUUGGAUGCGAACUCCACCGUGCCCGACGUCGAACCGCUCGUCGAAUGGAAAGGAGUAUCGCGCGAUGCUCCCGCCGGAGCAAUCACCAUCGACGAGCUGCAAUCUCUCUCCGAUGUGACCAUCGUCGACCUCGCACGCAGUCCGGUCUAUCGCAAGGGCCACAUCCCCGGCGCAUGGUUUGCGUCAGGCCCCGAGCUGGUCCACGAUCUGAAGACGAUCCCUGGUGAUGGUCCGAUCGUUCUGACCUCGCCUGAUGGUCAAUUGGCCGCCGCGAAUGUCGACGAAGCGAGAGACCACCUACCGUCCCGCCAGUUGCUGUACCUGACCGGCGGCACCGCGGCAUGGGUGAGCCAUGGACUCGCCCUAUCGUCAGACGACUCGCGCUGGCUCUCGUCUCCGAUCGACGUGUAUCAACGGCCAUACGAGGGCACCAGCAACGCGCGCGAGGCGAUGCAAGGGUACCUCGACUGGGAGUACGGGCUAGUGGCCCAGCUAGCGAACGACGGAGUGUCGUGCUUCCAUGUUGUGCGUGAGAUGCCGGAUGGCGUUCACAUGUGA
Penicillium argentinense is the source of this 1599-nucleotide messenger RNA. RefSeq lists its product as uncharacterized. Gene Ontology annotation, molecular function: thiosulfate-cyanide sulfurtransferase activity. Bases 1 to 1599 code for a protein of 532 amino acids. The transcript has a single exon. The record is from RefSeq and is a predicted model, not a curated record. Lineage: Eukaryota; Fungi; Ascomycota; Eurotiomycetes; Eurotiales; Aspergillaceae.